AUGUUGUGUUUCGAUGGUUCAUUCUAUUAUCGUAAACCUCCAUCACGUUGUAUACCUGACACUCUCAAAGAAAAAACUUAUCGAAGACAUGAACAAUUUAUGAAUUCGCUUGCUGCACAACAUUCUUGUUGUCAACGUCAAAAUGAAUGUGAAAAAAAAUUUUUUCCACAAUAUAAUACACAAACAGUAACAAUUACGCAUCGGACAAAUUCAUCUACAUAUAAUACCGAUAAAUUAAUUAUUGAUUUUCUUGUCAAACAAAUCCGACAACGGUUAGAAAGUGUAAUAGAUCCAAGUGAUUAUCACGAUGUGUUUAAAUGUGCCCAAAUUCUUGUAACUGAAUUAUUGAAUAAGGAACCUUCUUUAUGUGCAGAAGAUGUUAUCAAUCGUGUGAUUGCAAUAAUGAAUACUCCAUUUUGUAUUGUUAAUACGGGCUCAAAUAUUGUCAAUAAGAAUGGUCUAUUAACUAACAUGGAAAAUUCUCCAACAAUAACAACUAGUGAAUAUUAUCCAGUGAUGCCUCCGUCCUGUAGUCUUUUCCCAUUUUAA
Molecule: messenger RNA, 549 nt
Organism: Rotaria sordida
Lineage: Eukaryota; Metazoa; Rotifera; Eurotatoria; Philodinida; Philodinidae
Source: the annotation of a GenBank genome assembly